Molecule: messenger RNA, 737 nt
Organism: Hevea brasiliensis (rubber tree)
Lineage: Eukaryota; Viridiplantae; Streptophyta; Magnoliopsida; Malpighiales; Euphorbiaceae
Product: histone H3.3
Exons: 5
Coding region: 147-557 (136 amino acids)
Cellular component (GO): nucleosome
Molecular function (GO): DNA binding; structural constituent of chromatin; protein heterodimerization activity
Source: RefSeq, a predicted model, not a curated record
UUAUAUUUUUAUUUCCUCGUUUACCACGACGUCGUUUCAUACAAACCAAUCCAGCCUAUGAAAGCCAAUCCCGCUCAUCCUUCCCUUCAAGGUCGCCGCUCGCCGCGUUCGAAAUACGAAAUUAGAAGACUUGUUCUCUAGGUGAAAUGGCACGUACCAAACAAACCGCUCGCAAAUCUACUGGCGGGAAGGCCCCCCGAAAGCAACUCGCUACUAAGGCUGCAAGAAAGUCUGCACCUACCACUGGUGGAGUCAAGAAGCCUCAUCGUUAUCGCCCUGGUACCGUGGCUCUUCGUGAGAUCCGUAAGUACCAGAAAAGCACUGAACUCUUGAUCCGCAAGCUGCCUUUCCAGCGUCUUGUUCGUGAAAUUGCACAAGACUUCAAAACGGAUUUGAGGUUUCAGAGCCAUGCAGUCCUUGCACUUCAGGAGGCUGCAGAGGCCUACCUUGUUGGUUUGUUUGAGGACACAAAUCUCUGUGCCAUCCAUGCCAAGAGGGUCACUAUCAUGCCUAAGGACAUCCAACUUGCUAGGCGAAUUCGCGGGGAAAGGGCCUAAAUUUUAAUUGCUGUUGGUUCAUUUAGGUCACUGUUCAAUAGCUACUUUCAUUUCUAAUGUGCUAUUCUAAUAUGGAUCCAGUCUACUUACUGAAUGUUGUUAAUUGUAUAAUUUCACUUCUUUGAGAUGACAAUUAUGUUAUUAUCAUUCCCCUAUAUCAUAUAUUCUCUGUUGUUUUAA